ACGGGUUGACUCUGUCAAGGCAAUCCGAUUUUUCUUUUUUUCUCAUCGUCGCUCCUUACCCAGAAUCUGUGGAUUCGUGCCGUUCCUUACAUAUAAACUUGUCAAGGUCACUCCACUCAUUUACUCCUAUUCCACCUUCCUUUCGAUCAGACCCUACUUCAGUAGACGACAAAAUGCGCCUUUUAUCCAUCGCAUUCGGCCUCUUGGCCACCUUGUCUCUGUCUGCAGCACAGACAAGCUCAAACCCCAAAGAAAACGCGUUCAUCGUCCCAUCCGCCGGCGCUCAGUUCACGGCCGGAACGACGACUACUCUUACCUGGAACCCUACGACCUCCGGAACGAUUUCGUUGAGAUUGCAAUGGGGUGCUACCACCGUUGCGACUGAUGGUGUUGUUAUUGCUUCUGCCAUCAAAAACACCGGCUCAUAUGAGUGGGAUGUCCCAUCCAACAUCCCCAAGGAAUCGGAUUACUUCAUCCGCAUCUCCAGUGACGCCGACUCCUCGAUUGUGAAUUACUCUGCUCGAUUCGAUAUUUCGGGUGUCUCUGGUUCGGCUUCGACUACUACUAGCGCAUCUGCAACAUCGACCUCGGCUUCUUCCUCUUCCUCCUCUUCCACCUCGUCUUCCUCCUCCUCGUCUUCCUCGUCAUCAACCAAGUCCUCUUCCACUACAUCAUCCUCUUCAUCCUCUACAUCGACUACCCUGGUGACAUCCUCCUCAACCGCCGCCGUGCCCUCAUCCACCGCCGCAUCCACCACUUCCGCUUCAUCCACUUCCGCCGCUGCCUCCAAGACCAGCGCAACCGCAACCACAGCACCCAGCAUCAUCCCCAACCUCAGCGGUGCCGGUGAAAUCAAGAUUCCUUUCGUGAUGGCUGGAAUCGCUGCUUUCGGCGCUUAUGCAUUGUUGUAAUGUUUUUCAUUGCACAAUGUUUCGCCUUUUAUUCUACGUUCUAC
This is a messenger RNA of Talaromyces stipitatus ATCC 10500, 955 nucleotides long. Its product is annotated as GPI anchored protein, putative. The coding region runs from base 174 to 911 and encodes 245 amino acids. The record is from RefSeq and is a predicted model, not a curated record. The transcript has 2 exons. Lineage: Eukaryota; Fungi; Ascomycota; Eurotiomycetes; Eurotiales; Trichocomaceae.